This is a messenger RNA of Lingula anatina, 5912 nucleotides long. RefSeq lists its product as uncharacterized. Gene Ontology annotation, cellular component: cell surface; plasma membrane; signaling receptor complex. Gene Ontology annotation, molecular function: calcium ion binding. The record is from RefSeq and is a predicted model, not a curated record. Lineage: Eukaryota; Metazoa; Brachiopoda; Lingulata; Lingulida; Lingulidae. Gene Ontology annotation, biological process: axon guidance; Notch signaling pathway.
ACAAACAUGCGCAGUGUCACAUUAGAAAGAAAGCCGUUUGAAAACACCUCUUUGCAAACGCACUGCACAGCUCUUCAACUUCGAAGAAUUUUAACAUGGCAGACAGAUCAGGAAUCGGGUUAUUUACCACCCCUCAAAGCCAAAGCGCCGCUUAUAUUAACGCAACAUAUGAAACGUCGUCGGAGGUUGAUCUUGCUCCAGAGGAGACACCAAGUGUUUACGAGAGUUUUAGAAUGCCGCGUCCAACCAACAAUGACAAUGAUCCCAAUAUCAGAAUAACACAGCCACCAAAGACAAAAGUCAAUAGACGGUUACAAAUAGCAUUGGUGUUAGUGGGAAUCAUAUGCGCUGCACUGGUUGCUACUGUUGUAUGGUUGCUUGUGCAUACCCAAAAGGAAAAAACUACCAAUCACUGCAUAAGCAGCCCUUGCAAAAAUGGUGCCAAGUGUGAGAACUCGGUGGCCUCGUUCCGAUGUUCUUGCUCUUCCAGUUACCAAGGGACAUGGUGUGACAACGACGUCAACGAAUGCAUGAACAACCCAUGUGCCAGGGGCGCCACCUGUAGAAAUAAUCAUGGCAGUUUUGACUGCGAUUGCCUUCCUGGUUUUACUGGCAAAUUAUGUCAGCUUGAAAUCUGUGAAUGUUCCAGCCAUCCUUGUCAGAAUGGUGGGACGUGUGUUGACAUGAUGAAUUCUUAUCAAUGUUUGUGUUCUGCCGGGUACUACGGGACAAACUGCCAAGAAGCAGAUCACUGUCGCAGCACACCCUGUCAGAAUGGCGCCAUUUGUAGGAAUGAAACUUUAUCGUAUUCCUGCAGCUGUCCUUACAGAUAUACAGGCAGGAAUUGUGAAUCAGCUUUUGUGUCCAGUCACCCGUACCGUCUUAUUGGAAUAAAUAUCAAUAGCAAAUACGGUGGUAGGGUAGAAGUGUACCAUAAUGGAGACUGGGGAACAGUUUGCGAUGACAGCUGGGAUAACACUGAUGCCAGAGUUUUCUGCAAGUCCUUAAGUCUUCUGUAUUCCAACGCACUUGCUGUAGAGAGUGCAUAUUUUGGACAAGGCAAAGGAACCAUAUGGUUGGACGAUGUCGGAUGCACAGGCUCAGAAUCCAGUAUUGGGUCAUGUGGUCACAAUGGUUGGGCAGUUGAAAACUGUAAUCACGCUGAAGAUGCUGGCGUUCUUUGUAUGAAGUUGUUCGUUACUCCCCAAAACCAAAGCGCCGUGUAUGUGAAUGCAAUAUAUGAAACGUCGUCGGAUGCUGAUCAUGCUUUAGUGGAGGAAUCAAAUGUGUAUGAGAGUUUAAGGAUUCCUCGUCCAAAUGCCAAUGAUCCCAAACUAAGGUUUGCACAGCUACCAAAGACAAAUGUGAAUAGACGGCUACAAAUAGCAUUGGUGUUAACGGGAAUCAUAUGCGCUGCCUUGGUUGCUAUUGUUGUAUGGUCGCUAGCGUUCACUCCAAAAGAAAAUAGUGACCAACGCAACAAUAAUUUGGUUUCAACAAACAAUGAGUCAAAUGACGUAAAUGAAUGCAUGAACAACCCAUGUGCCAGGGGCGCCACCUGUAGCAAUAAUCAUGGCGGUUUUGACUGUCAUUGCCUUCCUGGUUUCACUGGCAAAUUAUGUCAGCUUGAAAUAAGUGAAUGCUCUAGUCGUCCUUGUCAGAAUGGUGGGACGUGUGUUGACAUGGUGAAUUCUUAUCAAUGUUUGUGUUCUGCCGGGUACUACGGGACAAACUGUCAAGUAAAUGAUCUCUGUCGCAGCCGGCCCUGUCAAAAUGGCGCAACGUGUAUGAGUCAUGCUAUAACCUAUUCUUGCAGCUGUCCCCAUGGAUACACCGGGAGUAAUUGUGAAACAACUACCAAUCAUUGCCUAAGUCAACCAUGCAAAAACGGCGCCGAAUGUGUGGACCUGGUGGGUUCGUUUCGGUGUUCUUGUACUUUGGGUUUCCAAGGUGCAAGAUGCGAAGCCGAUAUAAACGAAUGCUAUAAUAGCCCAUGUGCCCUUGGCGCCACCUGUCAAAACAGCUAUGGUGGAUUUCACUGCACUUGUCCUGGUGGUUUUACAGGAACAUACUGCCAGUUCGGAAUCGAUGAAUGCUCCAGUCGUCCUUGUCAAAAUGGUGGAACGUGUGUUGACAUGGUGAAUUCUUAUCGAUGUUUCUGUUCUGCCGGGUACUACGGGACAAACUGCCAAGUUAGAGACCAUUGUCGCAACCAGCCCUGCCGAAAUGGCUCCACGUGUAGGAGCCAAACCUCCACGUAUUUUUGCAGCUGCCGCUCUGGGUAUACCGGCAGGAAUUGUGAAUCAGGAAUCGAUGAAUGCUCCAGUCGUCCUUGUCAAAAUGGUGGAACGUGUGUUGACAUGGUGAAUUCUUAUCGAUGUUUCUGUUCUGCCGGGUACUACGGGACAAACUGCCAAGUUAGAGACCAUUGUCGCAACCAGCCCUGCCGAAAUGGCGCCACGUGUAGAAGUCAAACAUCUACGUAUUCUUGCAGCUGCCGUUCUGGGUAUACCGGCAGGAAUUGUGAAUCAGAUUUGCUGUACCGUUCCCUGUAUCGUCUUUUUGGAAAAAUUGCUAAUGGAAAGUACAGUGGUAGAGUUGAAGUGUACCAUAAUGGAGUCUGGGGAACAGUUUGCGAUGACGGAUGGGAUAACACUGAUGCCAGAGUUUUCUGCAGGUCCUUAGGUCUUCCCUAUUCCAGAGCACUCGGCAUACAAAGAGCAUAUUUUGGACAAGGUAAUGGAACCAUAUGGUUGGACAAUGUCCACUGCACAGGAUCAGAAUCCAACAUUGCAUCAUGUUCUCACAAUGGUUGGGAGAGUCACGACUGUAGUCACAGUGAAGACGCUGGAGAUAUUUGUUAUUGAAGAUACAUAUUAGAACAAUCUGUUGAAAAUGUGUCAACUCUUUCAGCUGACUGGACCAAAUAAAGAGAGAGAAAGACAAAAGUUUGGCACCAUAUUGUUAUCAGAUGAAUAACAAUGAUUUUUCAAUUUGUGUCUUAUUGAUACUCGGUUAUGUAAAAUUAAUAACUUUUGUCAGGUUUAAAGAUCAGUACAUUUAAUGCUAUGUCAGAAUCAAUAUGCAGUAGGAUUUUAUGUAUCACGUAUCGGGACAAAAUAUCCCGUAACUGGGAUACAGUAAAGACAAAAAAUAUUUUUAAUAUCAAAAUAAUGAACCACCAAUCAUCAACGGAAGCACGAGUUUCAUUUAUCCAAUAGGCUGAUAGCGUAACUUGUCAGACAGCUACAUGUAGGUAUCAGCCAAAGGAGCCAGACCUAGAUGUGGGAAAGAUGGGGUCUCAAUCUUCCUUUACAAUUAAGUGACAGGUUCUCUGCCCUAUCCAAAACGGAUACUUAUCUAUAAUAUGAAAGCACGAGAAAAUACCUAGUCGCCCCGUGACCAGGCCAUCGUCUUUAAACUCUUUCCUUUUUAGGCGUUUCACUCGGGCUCCGCCAAUCCAUUUGUAGUAACUCUGUUAUUACUUAGAAUGAGAGUUAGUAAUAAGUAUUAGAAUUCAGACAAGUUUAUUAGUUUUAAAGACAGUUAAGUCGCACCGUUUAAACAUUUUUUUAAAAAUAAUUUAUGUUCCACAUCGCAUUAUUAUUUAAGAAGUUUUAAGUUAAGGUUACCAUAAUAAGACAUACUUUUAUUAUAGCACAGAAUUAUGCCUUAAAAAGUACACGUAACUGUCAAUUGCAUUGGAUAAUAAGGAAUGGGGUCUCAUUAAUAAUAUAUGAUAUCAAAUUAUUUCAUUUUACUUGACUUAAUUCCAUUUCUCUUUGAAAAGUGCCUUAUGAUACACAUUUAGGAAUGACUUGAAUGUGAAUAACAAAUCCUUUUAAUUAAAUGUAUUUCAGUUACUACGAUUUUGUGUAUUUUCGGAAAAAAACUCAAUGUACCUACAUUAAUAAAUACAUAUAUAGUAUAAACUACUAUAGCGAGCAUAUAUCGAUUUUAUCAAAUGUGUUUAAAAUUCUUUGAUGUUGUUUUAUUAUAAUAGACUGAAAAGUGGCUUUCAAAGUAUUUUCUAGGGUUCUUAGACUCAGUAACCAAUCAAGGUGACAAUUUUCGAGCGUUAAUUAGUAUGUGUGACGUGACACAAGUGAGUCAAUAAAAGUGCGAAAGGUGAAUAGUUUAGACGCAUUUCAUGUUAAUCUGAUGUUCACCCACAAAAACAGUUGACCAUCGCCCUUUAUUCUGCAUUGUUUUUAAACUUAUUUCAAUUCCUUAGAAUUUCCCUGAUAAGCCAGAAGGAAAAACGGCUACUGGAGCUUUAGUGCGUGUUAGUGCUCCAAGUCACAUAACCCUGUGGUCACUCUUAGUUAUGUGAACAGUACUCAGUCACGUGGUUUUGGGUGUGUGUAGCAAGUAGCAAGCAUACCGGUCGGUCAACUGUGUUUGGAACCGUAGAUAGCAUGUAAAUGUUUCAGAGACAGCUUUUGGUGUGCCACAAGGCAGUGUUCUAGGACCUCUUGUUUUUUGCAUGUAUACCUUACCAAUUGGGACCAUACUAAGGCAUCAUAACAUUUGCUAUCAUAUUUAUGCUGAUGACACACAGAUUUUUACUUGUUGCAAUCUAGAAAAUCCAAAUGAAUCUAUUGAUAUAUUGUCUGAAUGUAUUGAUGAUCUUCGCGGGUGGCUGAUUAGUAAUAAGUUGAAAAUUAACGAUGGAAAGUCUGAACGUUUGGUAAUAAGUCAGCCACAUAAUCGUAUGAUAGCACAACAAAUUCAGCUCAUAAUUGGAUCAAGCAUUAUUAAGCCAAAACCUCAAGCAAAAAAUCUUGGUGUAUUUUUAGAUGGAUCACUGUAUGAAAAACAUAUUGCCAGUGUAUGCAGGUCAGCGGUUUUUAACAUUAGGAACAUAAGUGCAAUUCGCAAUCAGUUUUCUGACUCUGCUGCAGCCACAGUUAUAAAUAGUUUAGUUACAUCUCGAUUAGAUUACUGCAACUCCAUUUUAUACGGUUGUCCAAAGAAAGAAAUUGCUAGACUGCAGCGCAUUCAAAAUAUUUCGGCCAGAUUAUUAACUCGGACAUCCACAAGUAUAUAUAUCUCCCCAGUUUUAAAAAGUUUACACUGGCUACCUCUACAAGCCAGAAGUUUAUUCAAAUUUUUGGUUUUUACUCACGAUGCUUUUUAUGGAUUGACACCAAUCUACAUCAAUGAAUUAGUCAGUCACUAUGUUCCAAUGCGAAAUCUGCGGUCUGUAGACCAAUUGCUACUCAACCCAGUAAAAAUGCGAUUAAAGACCUACGGUGAAAUAUCUUUUAAAGCUGCAGGUCCAAAGGCUCAGAGGGUGGUGAAGAUGCUGGUGUUCUUUGUUAUUGAUUAUACGUAAUAAAAUGAACUGUUUAAAAUAUGCCAUCUACUUUAGCUGAUAAACCUUAUACGGACGAAUAACAAAAACAUCGUUUCAUAUUGCAUUCAGAUGAAUAACUGUUGAUUUAAAUAUUUUGUUGAAAUUUGCUCACGCAAAGAGACUAAUUUUACUUCAGGUUUACAGUCCAUUGCUUUCCCCUAACGUAAAUCAUGUUAUGUCAUUGUUGAUUUUUUAAAAAUCUCAUUUCUCCCUUACAGUUCAGUGACGGGUUCUCUCAUCUUUCCCAGAUGGCUUCUUUAACUCCCCUUCUAAGCCAUCCAAGCUCUAGCAGGUGCCUAAUAUUCUGGUCAGUGACCAGCUCAUUGGUUUUCAGCUCCUUCCUUCUUUAAGGUGUCUCAUUCGGGCUCCUCCAAAUCCACUUUAGAUAUCAUGUUAUUGUCUGGAAUGAAAAAUGAAAGGUUAAGCUCGUUGACUGUUUAUUAGUUUUAAAGACAGUUUAAAAAUUAACAUGUUAAAUGCUAUACAUAUCCUAUAAUAAUUAAAAAAAAUGGAAUUCAAAUUAUCUGGUAUAGUUACUGAAACUAUAACAUAU